CUAGUUGCAGUGUGCAGGCUUCUCAUUGCGGUGGCUUCUCUGGUUGUGGAGCUCAAUAUCCAGGGCUCGUGGGCUUCAGUAGUUACUGUGCACAGUAGUUGCGUUGCACAGGCUUAAUUGUUCCGAGGCUUGUGGGAUCUUCCCAGACCAGAGAAGUCCUGCCAUUUCUUUUUGUAUCAGUUUCCAUCCCUCGUAUUUUCUAAGAACAUUUUAACUGCAUCUAGUUUUUCACAUAUAUUAUUGUAAAGGCAUACAAAAUCGGUCCCUUUUCAGUCCUGGUUUUAUUUGUGCACACUUCCUCCACCUUGACUAUACAUGUUAAAUUUGGUACGCCCCACCUCUGUUCUCUUUUUUGGUCUGGGUUUGUUGACAUCUCCCCAGCUGUUCACUCAACUUAUUUUCAGUUUCACCUUUCCCAUCCAAGCAGGAGGGCCUCACCCUUGCUCUGUCUCAUGGCAGAUGCUUCGCACACUGAGUCCUUAUGGAGGUCAGGGGAAGGAAGAGGUUAUGCCAUUCUGCCCUUUCUUGCUUCCACACCUCUCUCUGGGACGAUGACUCCCUCCUGGCCCAAAUCCCCCCUAAAUCUUGGUCACAACUGUGUGUCAACUGGCCCUACAGGUGAAGGUGCCUGCCUGUGAGUCACAGAUGAGCAAGCAAGCCCCCACACCCCAUGCUGUGGGGGGAUGGGGCCAUCGGUCCCUGUGUUCUUCCCAGAAUGUUUAAUGAAAGCCUGCUUUGUGUCAGGCACAGGAGCUGGAGGACCAGUGAUGAACAAAACAGAGAACAAUGGUCCCAACAGGGAGACGAACAAGCAAAGGAGUAACUGCAUCAGGGUAAACUAAAUACAUGAAAAGCCAUCAGGAAAAGAACAGCAUGUGUGAGAGGACAGGACUCAAGAUUGGGCAUCAGAAGAAACCUCAGAAGGUUACAUUUAUUCAUUCAUCCUGGAAUUAUUUCUUGAGCAAGCACCUUUUAAGUACCAUUCUUCUAGUCAAUGGGAUAUAAAAGUGACAAAGGCAGACAAGCCCUCUAAUGGGCAGAGACAAUUUGCAAGAAAAAAACGGAAAAAUAAAAUGAUCUUUAGAGAAGAGAUAUGCUGGGAGGAAAAGAAAAUUAUAGAGUAUAACCCUAAAGCAGUUUGGCACAUUUUCAUAUGUAACCCAGGAUGGGAAGUCAAACAAAGAUUCCUGGAUGACAGGAGUUAUGGUCAUGGCAGAUAGUGACUGAGAAAGGAGAGAACUUUAGAUGUGGAGUUAGGAGGAGCUCUCUUAGAGCGUGGCACCUGAGGGAAACCAAGAGGCUGCCAAGGGAAGAACUUGAAUGAAUACCAGAACGAAUGAAUAAAUACAGGACUUCCAGGCAAAAAGAAAUAGCGAGGAUAACUAUCCAGAGAAGGGUCCAGAAGAGCAUAGAGCCCGUGUGCCCAAGGAGAAGAACGAACCGAGAAAGGGCCUUGAAGAUCAGUGCAAAAUGCUGGAUUCCAUUCGAGACGCCAGGGGUGGUCUUGGAAGGGUGGGACACGGCCGCGGCCACGUGCCUCGGCUGGGACUGGGCCUUCACGCCGGCUCCUCUGUGACGUCACAGGACGUCACGGUAAGAUGUUCCGGUCCCUCCAGCCCUGAGCCCCGUCAAGCAGUAACAUCGCGGCGAGCGCCAGGGCGGCUGGCUGGGCCAUGAAACUUUAGAAGGCCAUGUCGAAACGCGACAUCGUCCUCACCAAUGUCACCGUUGUCCAGCUGCUGCGACCGCCGUGCCCUGUAACCAGAGCACCACCCCCGCCGGAGCCCAGGGUUGAAGCAGAGCCUGAGCCCCCACCCCAGCCCCAGCCGGAGCCAGUCAAGGAGGAAGUCCCACCACCUCCACCACCACCACCCCCUCCUGCAGCUAAGAAGGUUCGGGAGCUGAUAGUUGGCAUCAAUGGAUUCGGACGCAUCGGUCGCCUAGUGCUGCGUGCCUGCAUGGAGAAGGGCGUUAAGGUGGUAGCAGUGAACGACCCAUUCAUUGACCUGGAAUACAUGGUGUACAUGUUUAAGUAUGACUCCACCCACGGGCGAUACAAGGGGAGCGUGGAACACAAGAAUGGACGACUGGUCGUCGAUAACAAUGAGAUCAGUGUUUUCCAGUGCAAGCAGCCCAAAGAAAUCCCCUGGAAGUCUGUCGGGAGCCCCUUUGUGGUGGAGGCCACCGGUGUGUACCUGUCCUUAGAGGAAACUAAGGCCCACAUCGAGGCAGGUGCCCAGCGUGUGGUCAUCUGUGCGCCCUCUCCAGACGCACCCAUGUUUGUCAUGGGGGUGAACGAAAAGGAAUAUAACCCCAGCUCCAUGAAAAUCGUCAGCAAUGCGUCCUGCACCACCAACUGCCUGGCCCCCCUCGCCAAGGUCAUCCAUGAACGAUUUGGGAUUCUGGAAGGCCUGAUGACCACAGUCCAUUCCUACACGGCCACCCAGAAGACAGUGGAUGGGCCGUCGAAGAAAGCUUGGCGAGACGGACGGGGCGCCCACCAGAACAUCAUCCCAGCCUCCACGGGGGCUGCCAAGGCCGUGGGCAAAGUCAUCCCAGACCUCAAAGGGAAGCUGACAGGAAUGGCAUUCCGAGUACCAACCCCAGACGUGUCUGUGGUGGACCUGACCUGCCGCCUGGCCCAGCCUACCCCAUACUCAGCCAUCAAGGAUGCCAUCAAAGCAGCAGCCAAGGGGCCCAUGGCUGGCAUCCUUGCCUACACGGAGGAUGAGGUCGUGUCCACGGACUUCCUUAGCGAUAGCCACUCGUCUAUCUUCGAUGCUAAGGCCGGCAUCGCGCUCAACGACAACUUCGUGAAGCUCAUUUCCUGGUACGACAAUGAAUAUGGCUACAGUAACCGGGUGGUGGACCUCGUCCGCUACAUGUUCAGCAGAGACAAGUGAAACAGGCUGACCCACCUCUGCUUCCCAGUGCUCUCGGGCCGGAACCUGUUUCUCAUCCCCGUCCUCGGCCCCCCGGGGAAAGGUGGGCGUCCCCGCGCGAGGGGCCUGUGCCGCUGGGCCAGUGGUAAAAUAAAAACCCAGAGUGCUCACA
This is a messenger RNA of Capra hircus (goat), 3054 nucleotides long. It is a transcript of the gene GAPDHS, whose product is annotated as glyceraldehyde-3-phosphate dehydrogenase, spermatogenic. The transcript is spliced from 11 exons. Gene Ontology annotation, molecular function: NAD binding; oxidoreductase activity, acting on the aldehyde or oxo group of donors, NAD or NADP as acceptor; NADP binding. Lineage: Eukaryota; Metazoa; Chordata; Mammalia; Artiodactyla; Bovidae. The record is from RefSeq and is a predicted model, not a curated record. Gene Ontology annotation, biological process: glucose metabolic process. Bases 1692 to 2903 code for a protein of 403 amino acids.